Closterium sp. Yama58-4 is the source of this 582-nucleotide messenger RNA. Lineage: Eukaryota; Viridiplantae; Streptophyta; Zygnematophyceae; Desmidiales; Closteriaceae. The record is from the annotation of a GenBank genome assembly.
AUGUGCUGUGUGACAACUUAUGAGACUGCGGAUGGGACGGUGGUGGUAGCGGAAGCAAAGAUGGUGGGUGAGGGGAUGGACGAGGGGGAGGACGAGGAUGUGGAAGUACAGGACAUUAUCCUAGAUAACACGGGAGUUACUGUAGAUACUUGUGAAAAUGUCGCCAAUAGAGGGGUAGUUCAUAGCGAGGACGCCUCAUCUCCUCAACCUCCUGCAGCAAGUGCUGCUGCUGCAUCUCAGACACCGCCACAGCAAGCAGCGAUACAAGCAGCUGCUGCAGACUCGCCAGCAGUUGCAAUGGUAGUCCCUGCGCCGGCAGCAACAGGUGCCAUUGCAGUGGCUUCGCCAGUCCCUGUGCCUGAAAGGGACGUGCCGCCAUUUGUAGCAAUCAUGGAUGCUCCAUCAACCCUGCUGCCGGCUGAUUGGUCAGAGCUCACCAAUACCGUCAUGAUGCUCGCCUGGGCAGCAUCCGUCGGCUCUUUGCAGGCCAUGGCGUCACCCAAUCCGCAUGCCUUCGAUACCGCUGCAGCCGUUGUUGUGAGUGGAGUGGAUUGCAAAAGGUGUAUGUGUGCGCAAGAGUAG